UCUAUCUCCUCUUUUUUACUUCUCUCUCUGAAUUCUUUCACAAUACUCCUUUCCUUCCCAUCUUACUUUAAAUUUCUUUCUUUUUUCUCCUUUUAUAACUUGAUGUCUGAGCCUUUCUACCCUCUGAUAUGAUCCUCUUUGAACCCUUAUCUCCUCUUUCUGCUUAAAUUAACAGAACAGUUCUCAGUGAUUGGACCCACAGGACCCAUCCAAGCCUCACUUGGAGGAGAGGCAGAGCUCUCUUGUUACCUGUCCCCAUCUCAGAGUGCUCAGCAUAUGGAGGUGGUCUGGUUCCAAUCCACUUCGAUAGUACAUGUCUAUCGAAAUGGGGAGGAUCAUUUUGGAGAUCAGGCCCUCAAUUAUCAAGGGAGGACAGAACUGUUGAAAGAAGCUAUCAUACAUGGGAAUAUUACUCUGAAAAUCUGGGAUGUGAGAUUCUUGGAUGCAGGAAGGUAUAUGUGUCUCAUUGAAGAUGGUGUUCACCAAGAGGAAGCUAACAUGGAGCUGAAAGUCUCAGGUGGAAAAUUUGAAUCAAAUAUGUUGUUACCAAAAACCAUUUGGAUCUACAUUCCACUUUGGUUCGUGCCAUAUUUAGUAUUUCUAAUAUUGAUGCUGUUUGUACUAGCAUCUUUUCGCAGGUCAAUACCCUGGAUGGUUGAGAUUAGUGGAAUUAUAAUUCUGAUUUCUACACUAGAGAUGGAAAUGACUAUUUUUUACUUGUGGAUGCAGCUCAGAUGCAGAGGGUUUCUUUUUGAUGAAACACCAUUUUGGAAGGACUGGAAAAUGACAUUACUAAUAAUAUCCCUAAUAAUUACAACAUUUAUUCCCAUUACAUUGCAAAUAAAAUACUGCUGGCAACACAGGAACCUUCGGAGCAUCUAACUAUUCUCUAGAGCUAUCAAGGUGUGAAUGAAGACUUUUUUAUAGACUCCCUCGCAGUUCCAUGAUGUUGGUUCCAGUUCUUGCUGGAGGGGUGGAGCUUUACCUGUACACUGACUUUGUACCAGAGCAAAUAAAAGUACAUGUGCUAAAAAAAUGAGGGCUUGAGUCAUUAGUGUUUACCUUAAGAAAUAUAGAAACACCAAUGUAGUUAUAAUGCAGAAUCUUUAAUUGGGGCAAGGAGAUUAUAAUCUAAAAAACCAAAUAUUGACAUUGCCCUGGGAUUAUAAUUUGGGGGAGCCACACAGAGGCAAUGGGACUUCCUCCUGAACUAACAAAAUAGAGGUGCUUAUAUUAAGGAGUUGCAAUAUCCAGGUUAUGUUGAGUUCACUGAAGUUUGGGAAAGAUAUAAUAACCAGAGUCACAAAUGCUUGAGAAAAAAAUUACCAGAGGUUAGAAUGAAUGGAAAGAUGCUUAAUGUUUGAUUGUUUUUUAACUCAAUCCUGGAAAGGGCCAACCAUAAUUAAUUCAUAUUUGUCUUUUGAUUUCUUUGUUUUAACACUAAAAGUCUGGGAAAGAGUCAUUCUGAAGAAUAUAGAGGAUAUAUAUUGCAUAUACAAGUCUUUCUAAUUCCCUUUGUAAUUUGGGGGUGAUUCACAUUCCUUAGAUGGAGAAAUGAGGGUUGAAAGCAGUGAGGAAAAGGUUGAUGAAAAUGGCUUCCCUCACUACUCCCUCCCUGAGUCCCUGAAUUACUUGAGGGAGACAAAAUGGAGAUCUCCCCAUGGUGAAGGUUUGUCCUUGGUGGCCAUGCCAGACCUCAAGGGCAGUGGGGAAAUCUUCUCUACAAGGAGAGGUAUGAGGGGCCUCAAUCUGGAUAUGUGCUGCCUUGGGGUGCUCAUAAGCCCCGCCCCCCAUGUCUUCCUGAAAACUGGCAACAAGAUGGAGUCUGCCAAUGGGCUUACUCUCUAGAUAUAAAUAAACAAGAUUGAAUUUGCUAUCUGACUGCUUGUUAGAUAUUGUUGAUUGGGGCAAAGGGUCGAGGUUAGAGGGGUUCUGAAUAUCCUAAAUAACUUUCUAAAUAAAACUAAUUACUGAAGUACAAGGUUUUCUUGUGCCCAGGUGAGAAGUAGAAUAGGGCUGCUCACCAAUUUGAGUCCAGUAUCUCAAUAGUUCCUGGAAUGAAAAGUCUUUGAAGAAAUUAGGUUUCUUGACAGGAACCAGCGAAGUUUAAACAGGAACCCUUGAUAUUAGGUUUUCUGUCAGAUAUCUCCACAGGUGUCUUGAAUGGCCCCGAGAAACAGCUCCUCUUUCCCUCCCUUCUGUGUCUCAGCCCUCAAACCCCUGCUCCUCUGGAGAAUUUCCCAGAAGCCCUUGUUCUUCCCAUCUGUCAUCCUUGUCUCAUGCAACUGUCAAUCCUCAACAUUCCAUUCAACCCCAAUGGUUCUCUUUCCUAUUCCUCAUCAUUACACCUUGAAUCUCUGAAUUUUUUUUAAACCCUUGUCUUCUGCUUAGAAUUGAUAAUAUUGUUUCCAAGGCAUGCAUUUUCCAUAUUCAUUGUUUCUUACCACAUGGCUUUCUUUACCUUCCUUUUUGCUUUGCUUCUUCUUUAUUCCCUCAGGCUAUCCCUGAAUUCUGUAGGCCUUCUCUUAGCUGCCCCAACCUUCCUGAUCUAUUAUUUGAUCCUUCAGAUACCUCCCUAUUCCCUAAGCUUCUUCCAAUUUCCUGUCCUUCUUUCAACCUUCCUAGUACCUAGUCUUGUCUGUUCUUUCAGUCUGUUUCCUUCAUCUUCAAAGCUUCACUCAUCACUUCAUAUCUCUGACCUCCUUUCAGUCUUCCUUUUGCUUUAGUUUCUUUAGAUUUUAGAUUUCCUUCUUUUUAAAAAAAAAAAUGUUUGUUUCCUUAAAACAACCAGGCAACUGCUUCUCUCCUUUCCCUCUCCCAAUUAGAGAAAGCAUCAUUUGACAAAAAGAUGUGUUCAUAUAAAAUUAUGUCUUCCUUAUUUCUUUGAAGGUGGGCAUACACAAGUCAUUCUUCAAACAAUAUCUCUGUUGCUGUAUGUAAUGUUCUAUAUAACACUGAUUUUGCUUAUUUGAUUCUUCAAAAUUUCAUGUAGGUCUUUCCAUAUUUUUUUAAUUAAUCUGUCUGGGGCACCUAGGUGGCUCAGUGGAUAGAGAAUCAGGCCUGAAGACAGUAGGUUCUGGGUUCAAAUUUGACUCCUGACACUUCCUAGCUUCGUGACCCUAAGCAACUCUCUUAAACCUAAAUGCCUAGCUCUUACCAUUCUUCUGUCUUGGAACUGAUACUCAUUAUCAAUUCUGACAGAAAAGUAAAGAUUUAAAAAAAUUAAAUUAAAUGAACCUGUUAUUUAUUUCUUACAGUGCAGUAGUAUUUCAUCACAAUCCUAUUCUACAAUUUGUUUAUUCACCAGUUGAUGGGCAUCCCUUCAUUUUCCACUAAAAAGAGAACUACCAUAAAUAUUGGGGGUGGGGGGAAGCUGGGUGGCUCAGUGGAUUGAGAGACAGGCCUAGAGACGGGAGGUCCUAGGUUCACAUCUGGCCUUAGAUACUUCCUAGCUGUGUGAUGUUUUU
Monodelphis domestica (gray short-tailed opossum) is the source of this 3467-nucleotide messenger RNA. RefSeq names its product myelin-oligodendrocyte glycoprotein-like. NCBI's taxonomy places the organism in Eukaryota, Metazoa, Chordata, Mammalia, Didelphimorphia, Didelphidae. Gene Ontology annotation, cellular component: external side of plasma membrane. Gene Ontology annotation, biological process: regulation of cytokine production; T cell receptor signaling pathway. Gene Ontology annotation, molecular function: signaling receptor binding. The record is from RefSeq and is a predicted model, not a curated record.